Molecule: messenger RNA, 5463 nt
Organism: Exophiala spinifera
Lineage: Eukaryota; Fungi; Ascomycota; Eurotiomycetes; Chaetothyriales; Herpotrichiellaceae
Exons: 2
Coding region: 1-5463 (1820 amino acids)
Biological process (GO): RNA export from nucleus; protein import into nucleus
Cellular component (GO): nuclear pore inner ring
Molecular function (GO): structural constituent of nuclear pore
Source: RefSeq, a predicted model, not a curated record
AUGGCGCCAGGCUCACUGAGCCCCGUCUACCUCCCGGACCUGGGCAGGUGUCUCUCCGGCGACCUGCUGCUACCAUCUUGGGACGAUCUCCUUGACGCACUACUUUCUCACGACGAUACGAGAUCAAGUCUUGCAGUAGAGAUUCUUUCGGGCGAUCGCCCCAAAAAGAUCCUGUCGCAGUCAUAUCCGUCUUUCCCAAAGCCCUCGCCCUCUUCGAAAACAGCAUUCGAUACAUCUAGCGCAGGAAUAAAGCCUUCCCCGGACUAUCUCUACGAUGUUGACCAGCUCAAGGCAGAUGCUCUGUGGCUCAGUCGGCAGGUGAACAUCGACGAAUUGGAAGCGUUUCGUCUCGCGAUCCUGGAAUGGCAAUAUAGUGCAGAGUCUCGGCUGCAAGAAGGCUAUUCUGAGGCUGAAGUUGCUAGUCUCAAGAGUGCCCUCGGAGCGGCCUUCGUGGACAAGCACUUGCAGGGUCCACAGUCACAGAGCGAGGAUGUCUUCAACAGCGAAGGCUCGCGCCGAACAAGGUUGGCACGCAGGUUUUUGCAAGAGAAGGUUACCAUUCUCCGGUUGCGCAAAGAGCUUCUAGAUACCAGUCUCCUGCCCGAGGCUGUGGGUGUCUCCUCUUCUCAACUGCGCAGUCUAGCGGCCGAAUUGCCUUCAGCACCACAAGACUCUAUUGCAGAUGAAGUUGAGACCGCUAUUAUUGCUAUUCGGGACCAGUUGAAAGACCUGGAGAAUGGGAGAACUUGGGAUCUUGACGAAUCCAACGUCUUGUUGUUGCGCGACAGUAGUGACACAUCAUCUUUGGAGACUAUCGGGGUUGUACUAGAGGUUUUGCUGCUGCGUGUACGACAGUCAAAGAUGACUGUAUCUUCAGCUGCUCUCGUCCAUUGGCUAGAACUGAUGUCCUCGGUCGGAUUCUUCUCCACGUUCACUUCACAAGUCAGUAGACAGCUGGCCGCGAUUCAGCAAAUCCAGUCGCUUGGGUCUUUUGUGUCGGCUGCUCUUUUCAACCUCGCAUCGACAAUCGCGAGCUUGAAUGAGACCGCAUCGUCUUCUCAGCAAAGACAGCAGAGCCGGCUCAGUGAAUAUCUCCACGACAUCGAGUCUAUUCACGAGUGCAACGAGAUAUUGGCCAAGCACGCAAUCCUUGGGAAUAUCCAGGCCGGUCCAGCGAUUCUUGCCUGGGCAAUCAUCGUCCACGAGAUAUGGACUUUGGCUAACACAAUAAAGGAGGCUCGAGAAAGCCACCAUGCCCAGAGGGCCAUAGAUGGAGUGUCUACCUUCGACACCGCGACCGGUCGACGGAGCUCUGGAAGUAGUGCUUCCACACAGCAAAGCAUUUUCGAAGACCUUCUGGACGGCAUCUCUAUGGGCAACUCCCAAGAAGACCCUUCCAGUCCACUGCUUGAUGCAACUAUUGACCAAUGCAACGUCUUCGAUUAUGUCACGCACCUUAGUGCGUCAGCACAGGAUCCAUUAAGCAUUCUCUCUGCGUUUGAACUACAAAUACUUCAAGAAUUGGUCACAGUCUCUCAGUCUUUCCUUGGAUACACACCAGAAUUGGUAUCAGCUCAGUUAGGUCUCUUGUCAAACACAUAUCGCGACAUUUCGAACAAACGACCAUAUGACCCAGCAGUUGAUUUUGUUGAGGACAAGUUUCUGCUCGCGGGGUUUUAUGAUGUCUCGGCAGCUCGCUUUCCAUACGAGUGUCUGCCUUUCCUACGGUUUUCACGAGCUCUAGCCAAAGCGGAUAUCUUUAACGAUCAGAGAAUUCACUAUGUGGAGUUUCGCCUUCGCAAUCUUACCACAUUCACCCAGGCAGCUGUCAAGGGUGUGCAGUACAAAAUAAUACGGGAAGAUGAGAGCGACAGUUUUGUCGCGCUGGAGAAGCCCAUCAAUAUGCUCGACCUGACACAGAACAGGUUGCUAGCAUUUUCCACCCGGGACACCUCUUCUUUAUCCGUGCUACCUGCGGACUCUGUUGGGCAAGUUAUCUCUGACCCUGAUGCUCCAGUCAAAAUCAUCAAAUGGGAAGUGAACUAUUCGUGUCUCUCGUAUAUUGGAAAACUGCUCGAAUGCCGAUACAUGAAAACACUCCAGACCUGUCUUUCGCCACACGAUGAUCAACAAGCAGUGGUGUCAGAAGGUAUAGGUCUUAUUGCAGAUUUGUUGUCCAGUAUCCUCCAGAAGGCCGCCGGAGAGGAGCCUACAGAAGAGGUGCGGCAGCACUGUGUCGCUAUCCUUGAAGAAUCGAGCAACCAGCUGCAGUCUGCUGGAAGUAUCGAGUCGCUUGUCUUCGAGAUCCUGGAGCAAGAGCUCCAGGCCUUCCGCCAGAGGUCAGUUGCAACCUUCAACUGCGACGUCUUACUAUCUUGUUUAGACUUCGUUAUUGUACUGAGCAAGAUCCAGCCUCAUAUGGUAUGGUCUGGAAUCAAUCGAACAAGCCUUCUUGGUCGUCAUUCGACUUCAACUUACAUCUUGGGGAUUGUAUCUGCGGUAGAAGUGCCUACAAGAACUUUUGUCUUUCUGGCGAAAUGUGCAGAACUCUAUCGAUCUCUCGUGGAGCUCACCUUACGAAGUUAUCGAUACGAUUCCAGCAUGAGUGGUGGUGUCACUUCGGUCAGACGACAUUCGAUGUUACCUACGACUCUGCGAACUCAAACCUCGAUCUUAUCAACCUCAACUGAGAUUAUGUUCAAUGCUUUCCAAGAGAUAUCUGAAUGGCUGUUUCAGUCUGCGGAGCAGCGGAAUCAUAUUGGCAGUCUUAUCAUGGACACAUUCUCUGAUAUAACCCGCUACGCCUUCGAUGUCGGGCAGGGUCUUGAUUCGAACACAUCGGUCACAAAUCCCUUUGUUGAACCUGCCAAAUACCUUGUUUCGUCGUUUCGAGACCCGAGCUUCGAUAAUGCAGCAAUUUCAUCCGUCCUUCGCUUUCUCGUCAUCAGGCAUCAUGAAACGUUCGGCACCACCCACGUGGACUCUCUAGAGCCACGUUUGGAAUCUGCCUUGUCUCUUGCAACAAUUCUGGUUCGUUUUGGAGACAUAGAAGAUGCUCAAUUUACAUCUGCCGAGUUACAUAUCUUCAACUCUAUGCCUUCUUUGAUACGACUUCUUCUGACGAAAAAGCUGCUGCGAAAACAAUGUCUGCGAUUGAUGCGAUCUAUUUUGACGGCAAUAGAACGCCAGAAACCCACUUCCUUGCUAGGGCAUUUAGGAUCCGCUUCCUGCAUCGACCUGCUCCAUCUCCUUAGACAUAUUGACCAAGAAUCUCAAUCUUUGGAGGAACGAUCUGAGCUGUGGAAGUUUCUUGCCUCCCUCGUGAAUGAUACCCAGCAAUGGCUAGCAACGGUAAUCCUGAAUGGCACUGUGCCGGACGGCCCAAGUCGAAUCAAGGAGGAAUCGGUGCGCACGAGACAUUUUCGCGGAAAGACAUUCUUGGUUUCUGCGAUCGAGGAACUCACAAACAUUCGUAACCUGUCUCAGGCGGUUGCCAUUCCCAUGCUAGACUUCGUCCUCGAAGCGCAGCAGAACUGGUCAUGGGUCACGGAAGAUGUCGCAUCUUCUUCAGGACUCGUAUCGAAGCUCAGCUCAUUCGUGUCACAAAGUGCGUGGAGCCAGUCAGACGAAACAGAACUUGCGAAAUGGAAUUUGAUUGCUGCUCGUGUUACGGAUAUCUCCAACCACCACUUACAUCAUGCAAAGGCGGCGAAAGACGUUAAUGACGUGAAAGCCUUUAUCCCGUUGCUUGAGUGGCUCACCUCAUACGCCGUCGAAGUCUCUCUCUACAAGUCUUCGCUGCAUGCAAACCUGAAGAAAAACUUCUCGGCAAAAUACACCGGCUUGUCGACUUUGGAUAUAAAAAGGACUGGAGUCACCGAACAAGAGUAUGGCCCUAAUUUCUACUACGACAUCGACUAUGCAGACAAAUUGCUCGCUGUCGAUCCACACUGGCGGGGGAGAAAGGUCCAGUCUGCCGAACAGUCCUUUACUGCCGAGUUUCGCAAGGCGAAUACGAACCUGUCUGUUGUUGAUUCUGAGUUGAAACUCCUAGCCAGUCUGCAGCGUCUCUGCGUGGAUCACUGUCGGUCUUUCGCUCGAGACCGAGAGUGCCAAAAAAUCAUGGCGCGUCUGGUCCGGGUUUGUCUGCAGUCAAAUGCAAGAGCAUAUCCUCCAGAGAGCAUCUUCGACUCGCUAUUUCAAACAAGACUAGACCUAUCUGUGGCGCUUUUGGGUGAGCUCCUCACCGCUGGAGCGAAAGGAGAGGAUUUCUACCAAUUAUUACAGCCUGCCUGGGACGCCGUAAGAUUCCGAAAUGGAUCUUAUGAGCAGGCAAUCAUCAACAAUGACUUGCCGUAUUGGCGAUCAACGCUGUAUACUCUCUUCAUGGCCAUGCAGUUCCAUGUAAAAAAGAAGACCAAGGCGACAUCUAUUCCCGGGACAAGCAACGCGAUCAUCCCGAUAGCAUCGACUAACACCACGUUCCUCGAAAUCACUAGUGACAUCAUUGCCAAAGGCUUCGAAUCGGUUGUCGGAGCUCUACAGGACCAGAAGCUCAACAAGAACAAGACCAGCAGUGAUGAGAACAGUCUCGUUGGACCACGCGAUGUCACUUUACUAUUGAUGCUUGCGCAAGCCAUCCUCAGAUUACCCACUCUCCCACAGUUUGUGGCUGAAAUGUCGGCGAGAAUCAUUAACUCUGGACUCUUAUCCUCAUGCUUGCUGCUGUAUUCUUGGUCGCAUUUGCUCACUAGGCCAGAUCUCGACGACCAGCCACGCUACGCGGAUUUUUGCGUUCAGUUACUAGCGUCACUCUCCUCCCUGCCACCCGUAGCGGAGCACAUGGCUGUUGAGGGCGUGCUAAGCCGGCUGAUGACCUCCAAGACAACCGAAUCCUUGCAACGAGUCCCGGGCGGUCUAUCCCAUGUCGAUCAAAGACCCGGCGGCGCUUUUCUCUACCGUGUAUGGGCAGCGGGAAUGCUCCCAUUAUGCUUGAAUCUCCUUCAUGGAGUUGGCGGAGCUAUUGCUGGAGAGAUCUCAAUUUUCCUCAAUCAAUUUCCCAAUCAACUGACCCGUGCCAGCACCAGCUUCAUGCUCGCACCUCAGACUAGAACUGAAGGGACAGAGCUGACUUUGACCGUGGCCAGUGAGGCGGCAACACUCGCUCUCAUAUCAUACAUCUUGUCGUCAUAUCGAGACGCUGGUGCUUCUGCAGCAGUUGACCCGACAACAGUACUGCCGUUAAAAGGCUACGACGAGCACCGGAAAGCCAUUGCAGAGGAUAUACGAGAUAUGAUAGCCUUGAAGGCAGAUGUUAGACGCAGAAUGACCGUGCCUGCUGAUGAAAGAGAAUCAAGUUGGCAAGACUCGAAUGAAGGAGAUAAACUGGAUGAAAAAAUUGUGAAUGAGUUGAAGAUAGCCUUGACAGCCCUAGGAAGGGAGGAUGAUGAUGACGAUAAGUGA